CAGCAUUUACUCAGUAUGAUGAGUGCAAAGUUCUAUGUUUUUAAGUCUGCGUGAAAGACAUUGAUAUAUCGUGGAAUAUUGGCGACCUAUAAAGUGGAAGUUAUAAGCCAUGUAUUUCCGUAAAAUGCUACGGCCGUGUUUGGUGGGGACCAGAGCCGUGCAGCUCAGCCGUCUUCCCCGUGUUGGUCGAGCCGAGAGAUCACUGUGCACCAAGCACGAUGAGGUGAAGCUGGCGGAGGAGGCGGCUCGCAGGUACGGCUCCCCAGCCCCAACUAUCUUCUCCAAAGUGAUUGACAAAAGCAUCCCUGCAGAUAUCAUUUAUGAAGAUGACAAGUGUUUGGCAUUUAGAGACGUCAACCCACAGGCCCCUGUUCAUUUCUUGGUUAUUCCAAGGGUCCCUAUUCCUAGAAUAAGUGCAGCUAAGGAUGAUGAUGCCAAGCUCCUGGGACAUUUGUUGGUGGUUGCUAAAAAUGUGGCGAAGCAAGAAUCUCUGACGGAUGGGUACAGAGUGGUGAUCAAUGACGGCAAGGAUGGAUCUCAGUCGGUCUACCACCUGCACGUCCACGUGAUGGGAGGGCGUCAGAUGGGCUGGCCGCCCGGAUAACGGGUUCACGCGUGCUCUCCCUCGUCUCCGUCGUCAGCACUUCAACACUUCAGUCCCAACAGCAGGAAAUGACAUCAGUCCACAUACAAGUCAAAAACAUCACGUUUUCUUUCCUGAUCUCGUCAAAUGUGAAAAUGAAAAUGAAAGAUAUUAUGUUGAUUUAAUUGUAAACCAAGAUGCUUUUUCUCAAAGACUUGAUGCUCAAAUCAGUCAUUAAACAAUUCCAAUAGAAA
Messenger RNA from Cololabis saira (Pacific saury), 837 nucleotides. It is a transcript of the gene hint2, whose product is annotated as histidine triad nucleotide binding protein 2. Gene Ontology annotation, cellular component: cytoplasm; mitochondrion. The record is from RefSeq and is a predicted model, not a curated record. NCBI's taxonomy places the organism in Eukaryota, Metazoa, Chordata, Actinopteri, Beloniformes, Belonidae. The transcript is spliced from 5 exons. Gene Ontology annotation, molecular function: hydrolase activity. The coding region runs from base 110 to 604 and encodes 164 amino acids.